Molecule: messenger RNA, 821 nt
Organism: Nicotiana tabacum (common tobacco)
Lineage: Eukaryota; Viridiplantae; Streptophyta; Magnoliopsida; Solanales; Solanaceae
Source: RefSeq, a predicted model, not a curated record
UGUUAUCCCUAAAAUUUGAAAGGAAAACAUUUUCCUAAAAACAAAAUAUGCAUCUCGCUUCCACCCCUCCCCCGGGUUGGUUCCCAAAUUAGUCGAUUCUCUCCCUUCUCUCUGUCGAUCUCGCUUCACUCCAAUUUCUCUCAUCUUCAAUCUCGGGUUUUAAGAUCCUCCGCCAUCACACCAAUCUAGGGUUUUGGCGAACCUUUACUCUAUUCUCCUCCACUUGCCGCCCCACCAAUCUAUUGUUUUCCAGCAACAACAAGGCUCAUCCUGCUCAUGAGAAGUUCAUAAACAAAAAGAUUGAAAUGUUUUGAAGAAAUGUCCCCAGCGUGUGGGAAUGAUCAAGCUAGGGGUGAUUGUAAGUCGUUUGAUAAUAUAGGCUUGGAUUGUAGUUCAGAGAAAGGUAAUGAUAAUGACGUUGAAGGACCAUCUAAGGAAAAAGAUGUGCAAGAUGUAGUAAGUAAAACUUCUCAAGUCAAAGCAAGCUGUAAACGAAGUCGUUCUUCUGAUGUGCAAGAUGUGGUCAAUGAUAUAUCAUCAAAACUUGGAGAAGUGGUAAUGACAAUCAGUAAGAUAGCUGAUAGUCGACUAGAUGUGACAAGAUUGCACGAAGAAAUUAUGGCAAUGGAAGGUUAUGAAGAAGAGUUCUUAGGUGAAGCUUUUGAUUAUUUGGUGCAAAGUGAUAUGUUAGCUAAGGUAUUCAUGGCGAAAAAUCAGAAUCUCCACAAGGUUUGACUGGAAAAAUUCAAGCGACAACACUAAAAUACACAAAUGGGGUUGAAAGAACAAAGCUAGAAUAUGAAGCAAUUGUUAUAGAAAAA